Molecule: messenger RNA, 2894 nt
Organism: Diceros bicornis minor
Lineage: Eukaryota; Metazoa; Chordata; Mammalia; Perissodactyla; Rhinocerotidae
Gene: CRHR2
Product: corticotropin releasing hormone receptor 2
Exons: 12
Coding region: 132-1367 (411 amino acids)
Biological process (GO): cell surface receptor signaling pathway; adenylate cyclase-modulating G protein-coupled receptor signaling pathway; long-term synaptic potentiation
Cellular component (GO): axon terminus; plasma membrane; dendrite
Molecular function (GO): corticotropin-releasing hormone receptor activity; corticotrophin-releasing factor receptor activity; peptide hormone binding
Source: RefSeq, a predicted model, not a curated record
CGGCAGGUCGGGGCUGGGCGGGCAGGGGCCAGGACACCUCGCUCCUUCGGCCGCUCACUCUCGUACCCAGUCCCUGCAGCCACGCCGGGCGCGCACUCACACUUCCUCUCGGCGCGCAGCUCCGGGGCGCGAUGGACGCGGCACUGCUCCACAGCCUGCUGGAAGCCAACUGCAGCCUGGCGCUGGCCGAAGAGCUGCUCUUGGAUGGCUGGGGGCUGCCACUAGACCCCGAGGGUCCCUACUCCUACUGCAACACGACUUUGGACCAGAUCGGGACGUGCUGGCCUCGGAGCGCGGCCGGAGCCCUGGUGGAGAGGCCGUGCCCCGAGUAUUUCAACGGCGUCAAGUACAACACGACCCGGAGUGCCUACCGAGAGUGCUUGGAGAAUGGGACGUGGGCCUCACGGAUCAACUACUCACAGUGUGAGCCCAUUUUUGAUGACAAGCAGAGGAAGUAUGACCUGCACUACCGUGUCGCUCUCGUUGUCAACUACCUGGGCCACUGCGUUUCUGUGGCGGCCCUUGUGGCCGCCUUCCUGCUUUUCCUGGCCCUGCGGAGCAUCCGCUGUCUGCGGAACGUGAUUCACUGGAACCUCAUCACCACCUUUAUCCUGCGAAAUGUCAUGUGGUUCCUGCUGCAGCUCAUCGACCACGAAGUGCAUGAGAGCAACGAGGUCUGGUGCCGCUGCAUCACCACCAUCUUCAACUACUUCGUGGUGACCAACUUCUUCUGGAUGUUCGUCGAGGGCUGCUACCUGCACACGGCCAUCGUCAUGACCUACUCCACCGAGUGUCUGCGGAAGUGGCUCUUCCUCUUCAUCGGAUGGUGCAUCCCCUGCCCCAUCAUCAUCGCCUGGGCUGUUGGGAAACUCUACUAUGAGAACGAACAGUGCUGGUUUGGCAAGGAGCCCGGUGAUCUGGUGGACUACAUCUACCAGGGCCCCAUCAUCCUUGUGCUCCUGAUCAACUUUGUAUUUCUGUUCAACAUCGUCAGGAUCCUCAUGACAAAAUUACGAGCCUCCACCACGUCAGAGACGAUCCAGUACAGGAAGGCAGUGAAGGCCACUCUGGUUCUCCUGCCCCUCCUGGGCAUCACCUACAUGCUCUUCUUCAUCAACCCUGGGGAGGACGACCUGUCGCAGAUCGUGUUCAUCUAUUUCAACUCCUUCCUGCAGUCUUUCCAGGGUUUCUUUGUGUCUGUCUUCUACUGCUUCUUCAAUGGAGAGGUGCGUUCGGCCGUGAGGAAGAGGUGGCACCGCUGGCAGGACCAUCACUCCCUCCGAGUCCCUGUGGCCCGGGCCAUGUCCAUCCCCACGUCGCCCACGCGGAUCAGCUUCCACAGCAUCAAGCAGACGGCUGCUGUAUGACCCCUCAGUCGCCCACCUCACCCAUCGCUCCAUCGGGACAGCUUCCCCAUCCUCCUUCACUGCCUUGCUCUGGGUUCUCCUUGCCAUGCAGGCCCUGGUGGGGGCAGGAGGGAAGGGAGAGACCGGCUCCCCAGCCUGGCAGGAGAGAGGCUGUGCAGCAGCGCGAGGCCACGCCAAGGAACCAGGGCCAGCUGGGCCCAAGGUCUCAGUGCGAGAGGGGGCAGAGAGCUAGAUCCUCACUGUAGCCCCAUUCACAGAUGAGGAAACUGAGGCCCAGAGCCAGGAAGGGCCAGCCCAAGUCACACAGCUAGUUCGUGGUGGACCCGGGGCUCCUCUGCCCCACUCACCGUGUGGGCCUUCCUGCCAGCAACAGGGUCACAGUUAGCCCUGCUCCCUGCCUUCUGCCUCCAUGCUCAAUGGCACCCUCUGCUGUUGGAGGAGGCACAGCAGCUGGAGUAAAGGAUUAAUUCAGCUGGGUUCAUCCCAGGGGCUCUCCCAGAGAACCUCACACCCCACCCUACCCCACCAUCCCUCCACCCCUCCCAGCCAUCCUGCUGCCCCUGGAGCCCCAUGAAGGAUACUGCCUCUUUUCUGGGAGACAUCUUCUCAGCCUAGUCCACAAAUUCAGAGGCUUGGGGAGGGCAGGUUGGGAGGAAGGCAGGGCCAGGGCAGCCGUACACUCGUAGGCUGACCAGAUACACAGGGCAGGAUGAAACGAGGAGAAGCAGCAUGGGAGACAGGUUGGCAGAAGGAAUGGGGUAGAAAUCGCAGAACCAAAGUAUGUCUUUGCUGAUUGGAACUAACCCCCAGCCCCGACCUGAGACGGCUUCAGCCUCCCCUUCAGAACCAACACCUUGACUCUCUGUGAAAUAAACCAUGCCUCUGUGGAAACGGCCUGCCCUCAGGUCCAGUCGACCAGGCAUCCGCAGGGGUGCUGUGGGCCGAAGAUGGUGGGCUGGGUCCAUCCUUGUUUGCAGAGACUCUGGCCCUGGCCUGGGGCCAGUUCUCCCUCUCUGACCUGUGCACCACUAGGUCUGUCCCUAGUCAUUCACCCAGGCCACUAUCUGCCCCUCCUUCCCAACCAAAGGCCGUUUAAUUCCACACGGGGGAGAAGUGCAGCUCACCCAGAAUGCCACAGAGGCCAAGCUUCUGGGAUCUGGAGGGCAGUGUAGACAAGGCCUGCAGUCUCCGUGGGCACCAACCACGGGGGGGUUUCCACCUCGUCUUCCAUCCCUGCUUCCCUCCAGGAAAGGGUGGGGGUCAGGGGGCAAGAGGAGCCAUCAGGCCAGCAUUUGAAAGCGCUUUUGCUCUAGGGACGCCUCCCCCAAAUUUUUCAAAUUAUGUAUCCCAUCUUGCAUGUUUUUAAGUUGACAUCUAAUAUUUUUCCAUAAGUUUUAAAACUUGCAAGAGAUGUAAUUUCUGGCAUUUGGUAAAUAUUUACAUUUUAAAAUAAAACUGUCACAACGCUUUAUAUCACACAGAAUUCAAACACAACAGUGAUUUAAUACCUACUCUCACCUAUUUAAA